Messenger RNA from Planococcus citri (citrus mealybug), 1153 nucleotides. RefSeq names its product eclair (gene eca). The coding region runs from base 124 to 780 and encodes 218 amino acids. The transcript has 5 exons. NCBI's taxonomy places the organism in Eukaryota, Metazoa, Arthropoda, Insecta, Hemiptera, Pseudococcidae. Gene Ontology annotation, cellular component: COPII-coated ER to Golgi transport vesicle; endoplasmic reticulum-Golgi intermediate compartment; endoplasmic reticulum. Gene Ontology annotation, biological process: Golgi organization; endoplasmic reticulum to Golgi vesicle-mediated transport; intracellular protein transport. The record is from RefSeq and is a predicted model, not a curated record.
UGUUUACACAUCUUCGAAUUUUGAUUCCGGCUAGUUGUCAAAAAUUCAAUUUUGAUAAUGUACUUACACUUUUUAUGGAUUUCGAAUUAAUUUGACAAAAAGUGAUCCUCAUUGUAAUUAAAAAUGUAUUUCAAGUAUUAUAUCACCUUUUUAAUUUGUAUCUGUUACCUUACUAAAAUAACAGAAAGUUUAUACUUCCACAUCUCAGAGACUGAACGAAAAUGCUUCAUAGAAGAAAUACCUGAUGAAACUACAGUUCUAGUUCAUUAUAAAGUGGAAUUAUUCGAUCCUAGGACCAACGGAUUUAUGCCUUCUCAGCCUGGUAUAGGCAUGCAUGUCGAAGUGAAAGAUCCAGAUGAAAAAACCAUAUUAUCAAGAGUUUACAGCGCCGAAGGUAGACUGUCAUUCACUUCGCAUACUCCCGGCGAACAUAUCCUGUGUUUAUAUUCAAAUUCAACCAAAUGGGUUGGAGGAACUCAAUUACGUGUCCAUUUCGAUAUACAAGUCGGUGAACAAGCUAUUGAUUAUGCCCAAGUUGCUCAUCAAGAAAAAUUACCCGAAUUGAAUUUACGUGUCAGACAGUUACUCGGUCAAGUAGAUCAGAUCAUGAAGGAACAGAAUUAUCAAAGAUAUCGCGAAGAACGAUUCCGUGCCACGAGUGAAAGCACCAAUCAACGCGUGUUCUGGUGGUCCAUUUCUCAAGUUAUUGUCCUCGUAUGUUUAGGUUUUUGGCAAAUGAGACAUUUGAAGAGUUUCUUUGAAGCUAAAAAACUCGUUUAAAUUUAAGCAUUUUCAAAUUUCUAUGUUUUCACGGAUCGAAUUCUAAAUAUUCGGUGAUCUUUCGAAUGACAAUUUUUAAAUCGAUGUAUCCGUGUAGUCAUUUUUAAAUACGGAUUUUAUCCUGCGUUGAUUGUCACCUGGAAUGAAUAAUUUUUCGUAAAAAAUACUUAUCUUUAAGAAUUUGGAGUGAGUUUUGUUCUUUUUCCAUGGUAGAAGUAAAUAAAUUGUUGUUGGACGUACAUUAUGUAUUAUAAAUUCGUCUCGUACCAUUUUUUUUCGUGUGUAUUUAUUCGCGAUAAUUAAUUAUGUAAUUGAAUUGUUGUGUUUUGUAAAUAUUGUUAUUAUAUUGAUAUAAAAUAGUAUUAUUUACCAA